Messenger RNA from Danio aesculapii, 1027 nucleotides. It is a transcript of the gene sptssa, whose product is annotated as serine palmitoyltransferase, small subunit A. Gene Ontology annotation, cellular component: serine palmitoyltransferase complex. Gene Ontology annotation, biological process: ceramide biosynthetic process. Lineage: Eukaryota; Metazoa; Chordata; Actinopteri; Cypriniformes; Danionidae. Gene Ontology annotation, molecular function: serine C-palmitoyltransferase activity. Bases 91 to 297 code for a protein of 68 amino acids. The transcript is spliced from 2 exons. The record is from RefSeq and is a predicted model, not a curated record.
CAACCUUUUCCCUCAUCACGUGACUUUUGUCACACUCUGGUCCACUCCGGAAGGGAGCGGCGGUGGGACCAACACGAGCCGACAGAAAACAUGGCGUUUGGAGAUGCCUGGAAACAAUUAUCUUGGUUUUAUUACCAGUAUUUGCUCGUAACAGCUCUGUAUAUGCUGGAGCCGUGGGAGAGGACUGUCUUCAAUUCUCUGCUGAUCUCAGUGGCAGCGAUGGCUGUCUACACUGGUUAUGUGUUCAUGCCGCAGCACAUUAUGGCUAUAUUACACUAUUUUGAAGUGGUCCAGUGACGACAGCGAGCAGGAUCAUCAUCAUCCUGCGCGCCACCGCCAUCUCUUGGCGGGAAAAUGAACUGUUCCAAAACUCCUCUCCACGUGAAAGAAAAUGAACACUUUAAACAUGGACACUUGUGUUUGCUGAAGGAGAACAACAGUAAACAGCACAGUCUGCAGCUAUAAUAGCACACACUGCCCUGUCUGCAAAUGUAUCCUUUUAUAAAUAAGAUAUAUAUAUAUAUAUAUAUAGUAUGACGACUGUUUUAAAAUAGUGCUUCAGUUUCGUUUCACGACAGUGGUUCAGAUGAUACAAAUUUUUUAUAUGAAUGUGUAUAUUUAAUUGUAUACAUGUUUGUAAGAUUUUUCUAGAGGUUUGUUUCGGCUGACCUGAAAUGAUGUGGUGUGCCUCAGUGAAUUAUUACUGGUACAGUUUUGGAUCUAUAUCUUAUAUCAGAUUUAACAUUGUGAGUCAUAGGCGGAUGUGUGACACCAUUGUUGAUGGUCCAGAACCGGUCGCUCAGGUCAUAAAAACACUUCAGUAAUUUCACUUUCUGUAAUCCACCUUGACCUUCGAGCCCUGGGACGAUUAUUCAGCAGAUUGUCUGUAAAAUCCUGAGGAGAACAUGUGUCUUUUACUUUAUCGAGGAGAUUGUAAAUGGUUUAUUCUGUUAAAAAUGGUUUAGAUUGUGUUAGUAUGUAAACAUUAAUCUUGCCUCUCGUCAUAAAAAAAACAAGUUGUAUGUCU